Messenger RNA from Fonsecaea multimorphosa CBS 102226, 2184 nucleotides. RefSeq lists its product as uncharacterized. The coding region runs from base 1 to 2184 and encodes 727 amino acids. Gene Ontology annotation, biological process: post-translational protein targeting to endoplasmic reticulum membrane; SRP-dependent cotranslational protein targeting to membrane. Lineage: Eukaryota; Fungi; Ascomycota; Eurotiomycetes; Chaetothyriales; Herpotrichiellaceae. The transcript is spliced from 3 exons. Gene Ontology annotation, molecular function: transmembrane protein transporter activity; RNA binding. Gene Ontology annotation, cellular component: Sec62/Sec63 complex. The record is from RefSeq and is a predicted model, not a curated record.
AUGUCCUCCGAAUACAAUUACGAUGAGGGGGGUCAAUUUUUCCCGUUCUUCAUGCUGACCAUGGCCGGCCUGGUCACGGUACCUCUCACAUAUAACGUCCUCAAGGCAUCCACAGAUCUCGAGCAGACCGCAUCCCGAGUAAAAUCAGACUUCAAACCCCAUAAUGUUGAUCUCAUCGAAGCGCAGAGGAGGAGAAGAAAGAGGCAGAAUCGCAAGACCAAAAGAAUUAUGGCGGUGAUCGUGGGAUAUACCUUCAUGGCCUACAUGAUAUACUUGAUCAUUGUCACCCAGAGAACGGUACCAAAGAUGUGGGAUCCGUACGAUAUCCUGGGCGUGUCAAGGAGCGCCUCGGAGCGGGAAAUUGACAAAUUCUACAAGAGACUAUCGCUCAAAUUCCACCCUGACAAGGCCAAGCCCGAUUCUUCGAAGAAUGAGACCAUGGACGACGUGAACAACCGAUGGGUUGAAAUGACAAAGGCCUACAAGGCAUUGACGGAUGAAGAGAUCAGAAACAACUAUCUCCAGUAUGGCAACCCGGACGGGAAGCAGUCUACGAGCAUAGGCAUUGCGUUACCGAAAUGGAUGGUCGAGGAGGGCAACCGCUGGUUUGUGGUAGCUUUCUACGGCAUCCUUCUCGGAAUCAUUCUUCCCUACACGUUGGGGAAGUGGUGGUACGGAACACAGGCCCUCACAAAGGACAAAGUCCUGCAUGCCAGCGCUGGCAAUCUAUUCCGAGAGUGGAAAGAAGACAUAUCGGAAGGCGACGUGGUGGCAGCCACCAGUGUGGGCGAAGAGUUCACGGAAACCCUAAAAGGUUCCCGAAGUGAUGCGGGCGCUGCAAAGGUGGAAAGCAAAGUCCUCAACAGCUCUGCUCUUACCGAAGCCGAUAAGGCACGAUUAAAGUCCAUCGACGACCCGGUGCGGCGGAAAACACUAGCCCUGCUCUGGGCUUACUUGGCUCGGAUCGACCUGGAGGACCAAGAACUCGAGAAAGAGAAAUUCGGCGUUGCGCCCACUGCUCUGUUGUUGAACAAUUCCUUCGCUUCAAUCACUCUUCCAUUCGGCAUGGUGAAGCCCCUCCUUUCCGCCUACCACACAUCUCAGAAUAUUAUCCAAGCUGUUCCACCAUCUGCAUCGGCAAUCCUCCAGCUCCCCAACUUCACUCCCGCAAUGGCCGAAAAGAUCAGCAAGUCCUCAAAAUCACCAAUGACGUUCCAAAAAUUCAUGUCUCUCCCUCCUACGGCACGAAGACAACUGUGCUCUGAUCUCUCGGAUCAACAAUACAGCCAAGCAAUGUCCGUGGCCGCUCAGAUCCCCCAUCUUGUGAUCGCCAAGGCAUUCUUCAAAGUCGUCGGCGAACGUGUUGUCACACCUGGCUCAUUGGUCCAACUCGUGAUCAAAGCCCGCGUGAUCCCUCCCGGUACACCAGAAAAGGAUAUCCCACCAGUCAACCCACUGGAUCUCGAGGACAUUGAUCCGGACGAGGGAGACCUGGAUGCUUUGCACGGUCGAAAACCGGCCAAGUCGAGGAGAAAGAAGCUUCCAGACGGCUCUUACGUGGAAGACGACGCCAAAGAAGGAAGUGUGCAACCUCCACUGGCACAUGCACCCUAUUUUGCUGCGGAUCAUGCCCCCAGAUGGCAUGUCUUCCUCGCAGAAGCACGUACCGGCCGCAUUUCGGUACCACCCUUUACAUUUACCAGUUUCGACCGACCCAUCUUCCACCCGGACACAGGGAAACCAACUUUCAACGUCGUCACUUUGAAAUGUUCCUUCCAGGCCCCGCCACAGGUCCACGCCUUCCCAUUUAUCAUGCACUUGGUGUGUGACAGUUAUAUAGGCUUGGACGAGAAGGUAGAGGUAGUUUUGGACGUGAGAGACCCCAAGGAGGCCGAGGUGGUCGAAAGUGACGACGACAUUAGCGAACCUGAGGAAGAUUCACUAGCGGGUCAACUCCAAGCCAUGAAGUCCGGCGGCAUGACCGGUUCACCUGUGACGUCGAAGAAGAAAAAGAAGAAGACCUUGCCUGCCAAUGCUGACUCGAAAGCGGUCCCUGUGGCACAGACUCAAGGCAAUGCCGUUGAAGAAGCAAGCGAUGACGACGACGACGAAAGCGACACCGAGGGUGAGGAUGACAGUGACACGUCCGACACCGAUACCGAGACAGAGGACGAGGAUUCAUGA